AUGACUGCCUUGGAGGCACCGUUUCCUGUGCGCGUCGCCCGCAUCGCCGGCCGCUACCUCAUCUUUGACCACGAGGCCGCGGCGGCGCUGCGCCGACAUGUCAACACAAAUGGCGUGCUGGUCGGCACGGCGCCGCAGCAGCCGACGCAAAACAUCUUUCUCGGCUUGCCUAUCGAGUUGCGGCCCGAAGAGGUUGAAGCCCUGGUGCGCCGAGGCGCCGCGUAUGUCGUAGAUGCCGCCGCCGCGCACAGCGACGCCCUCUCCUCGUAUCGUGAUCCGGCACGGCGGCGCGCGUAUAUAGAUUCCCUCCGCAGGCAAAAGGGAGCCGCGCAGGCCGCCCUUGCCGAGCGCAGCGCCCAACGUGCCGCCGACGUGGCUGAUAAACUGAAGCGCGGCAUCAACAAAAAAGGCGCCGCCGCAGCAGCAGCAGCAGCCGCCGUCACAAACCCGCCAGAGCAAGUAGACACGCCGUCGCAAGUAAAGACGAUUGGUAUCACGCCCACCUCCAGCACCAACCUCCUGCCGGCGCGUGCCCUCGACACGCACCGCCGCGCCGACGAGCUGACGCUGGACGAGGCCGCGCCGCUGUGCAGGCACCUGCUUGACAACGGCUACCACAUGACGCCCGGCCUGCGCUUCGGCGCCCACUACAGCGUGUACCCCGGCGACCCGCUGCGCUUCCACGCGCACUUCAUGGCCAGCCAGUACGUCUGGGACGAGCCGAUUCCUAUCCUGGACAUUGUCGCCGGCGGCCGCCUCGCCACCGCCGUCAAGAAGGCAUUUCUACUGGGCGGUGAGCAGCCGGCUACGAGCGAUGAGGGAGAUUCCAAGCCUCGAGUGAGAACCUUUUGCUUAGAGUGGGCCGCUAUGUAA
Molecule: messenger RNA, 873 nt
Organism: Beauveria bassiana ARSEF 2860
Lineage: Eukaryota; Fungi; Ascomycota; Sordariomycetes; Hypocreales; Cordycipitaceae
Product: tRNA intron endonuclease
Exons: 1
Coding region: 1-873 (290 amino acids)
Biological process (GO): tRNA-type intron splice site recognition and cleavage; tRNA splicing, via endonucleolytic cleavage and ligation
Cellular component (GO): tRNA-intron endonuclease complex
Molecular function (GO): tRNA-intron lyase activity; nucleic acid binding
Source: RefSeq, a predicted model, not a curated record